Bacillus rossius redtenbacheri is the source of this 2798-nucleotide messenger RNA. It is a transcript of the gene Spred, whose product is annotated as sprouty-related, EVH1 domain-containing protein 1. Gene Ontology annotation, molecular function: protein kinase binding. The coding region runs from base 483 to 1598 and encodes 371 amino acids. The record is from RefSeq and is a predicted model, not a curated record. Lineage: Eukaryota; Metazoa; Arthropoda; Insecta; Phasmatodea; Bacillidae. Gene Ontology annotation, biological process: negative regulation of MAPK cascade; multicellular organism development. The transcript is spliced from 5 exons. Gene Ontology annotation, cellular component: membrane.
ACUACUAUAUUUUAAUUUUAUUUGAAAUUAAAUUUUUUUAUGAUAUUCUUAAACAUUUUGGAUUAUGUCACCUCAGGCCAUAAUUUAACUCGCUAUAUAUUGUUUAUUUACAUUUUUGGGUUUGGCCGCCAUAGCAGUAUUAGAUAAUAUUAAAUUGUACGCCGCCAUUCUUUUCAAAAGGAAUGAAUGAAAAUAAUUAAUUAAAUAUUUGUUUAACUGUGUUGCUAAAUAAGAUAGUGUUUAUUUAUAAACACAUCAAACUGGCAUAUAUUGUAGAAAGGAUGUAGACUGAACUAUGUUUUAUCAGAAUAAUCUCCCAGACAUGCGCGGUUACGCUGAAUAGAAGACUGGAAAAGCAAAGCAUCUUCAUAAAGACUACUUCCUGUCUUUUGCGAGUGGUGGCUGAUGUAUUUUAUAUGCUUCAAAAAUGGUGGAAAUAAGUACGAAAUGGGGCAUAAAUAGAAUUUUCAGCUUUUUGAAUCAUGACCGAGGCAUAUGAAGAUGGGAACUAUCUGGUUCGUGUUCGAGCACAGGUGAUGAUGCGCGACGACAGCACGGGUGGAUGGGUCCCCAUGGGGGGAGGGGGCCUAUCCAACGUGUCUGUCCGUAAACGCGCCCUACCUUCCAAUGACCGGGAGCGAGAAGAUAAGUGCAAGUUCGAGUACCUCAUCUUCGGCAAGAGGAUUGCCGACCAGACUGUGGUGUUGAGUUGCACCAUCAAGAAAGACUUUGAGUACAACAAGGUCAUGCCGACUUUCCACCACUGGAAAACUGGAGAGAAGAAGUUUGGCCUGACCUUCCAGACUGCCGCAGACGCCCGAGCAUUCGACAAGGGUGUCCGCAUGGCAGUGGAGGAGUUGUUGGAUGGUCUUUCUGGAUCUUCACAGCUUCAGAAAUACAACACAGAAUCAGGAGAUGAUGAUGUUUUUAUGACAUUGAACUUGCCAGUGGAACGUGAUGACUCCCGGUCAUCGUCGGACUCGUCAACUCGGGGCGGUCCGAGUCGACACACCACUCCCCCCACAGAGGCACAGCAUCUUCAUCGCAUCCAUUAUGUGGCACGGUGCGACCCAAGCCCGCCAGAGAAGAAAGAACAAGAAAACUACACAUAUGUACAGCUGACGGCAGUGAACGAGUACACUUACCCAGUCGUAGAGGAGCGUGACUCUGCCGGCAGCCUCAAGAAACGCACCGUAGACCCACCGCUGCAGCCUCCGCUGCCCACCAAGCCAUACCGCAAGAAGGAGCGAGUCCGCAUCACUUGUCGACACUGCCAGGAGCUCUACACGGAGGAAGAGAAUGUCCGUGGCAGUUGCGAAUACGCGCCAGACUGCGUUCGCACCGGCAUCAACGGAGUGACUUGCAUCACCUGCGCUGAGUGCAUGCUGUAUCACUGCAUGGCGGAUGCCGAGGGCGACUUUGCCCAGCAUCCGUGCGAGUGUACCGGCGCGGACGAGAACUGUGGUAGGCGGUGGCUAGGUCUGGCCCUUCUGUCAUUGCUGGUGCCCUGCUUGUGGUGCUAUCCCCCUCUCCGUGCUUGUCAUUGGUGUGGCGUUGCCUGCGGUGUUUGUGGCAGCCGCCACAGGCCUGCUUCCUAGCCCCCUGCCCCCUCGUGCCGCCGAUCGUAUUGUCUCUAUCCCCCACCAACCCGUUCAUCGUGUGAUGUUGCCUUACGUUAUAAACAGCAACUGUUGAUGACGAGAUUACAAUAAUGUCCCUUUUUGAACGUUCGCAACAAAACGACACCAUACAGUAUGAUUUCCACGCAGUGUUUCAUCGUCAUUUUGUAUCAUAUCGAGGACCAUAGAAUUUAGGAAAUGGCUGUACGUGAAGAAUAGCAUGUCUGUGCCGGCAAAAAGUGAUUGUAUUUUUCCAAGGGCUCAGGGGAGAAUACAAAGCGUUUUUUGAUAUAGGCACAGAAAGAGGGAGAAGGUAUGUUACCAGGAAUGGCCCAGCUCAGGGUGUUCUUGAAUCUUAACACCAAGAAAAGCUGUCAUCUGUUGAUUGUGCCAGUCACCAGGGUUUGCUAUGGACACUUAAUGAGGUUGAGUGCUGAAAAACCUGUUGCUAACUGAUUUUACACAAGUCAUUUAUUUCCGUAUGGAGUGCUCUCAACGAAAAGUGUAUUAAAUAAUAAUGCUUUUAUUUUUUAUUACAUAUAUAGAUAUUACCAUUGCUCUUUGUGUUUAAUAUUGUAAUGAUUUUUUUGUAGUUCUCUUGAUAUUACUGCUAUGUUGCACAGUGUGUGAAAAUUUGCCAUGUAAAAAUAUUUAUCUCUUUAUUGUAAGCACAUAACAGAACUUUCAAAAAUCUUAUUUCUCAGUCAUUUUUAUAUUCUGAAGAUUUUUACUCUACUUUUGCCACCUCUUGAGAAUAAGAAUUAUUGUUCCAAAAGUCAUUGAUAAAUUGUAUUGUCUGUUGAACGUGGGUAUUGCCAAACUAUUAAUGUAUGCAGAUAAUCUUGAUUGUGCAUCCACAAAAAUUAUUAAAAUUGUGGAAACAAUAACUUAAUCUUCAGUCGUCGUGAGAAGAAAGAAAUAGUAUCCACAGAGACAGCUGUGCUAGAUUGUCAUCGUUAAUGUAAUAUGGCUGUGUUCAAAGUGAAUUGCCCCAAAGUUAUGAUGUGGUAAAUUAGUAACUUAUUUAUUUAAUCAUUCGAUAAGAAAAGAGUGUACUACAUGAUUAUCAUAUCAUUAUUCCUAAAAUAGUUAUUGCUGGUGAAGAUAGGGGGAUUUUUUUUGUAAACCUAUAAGAAAAAUCCUUCUAUUCAAACAUGAGUAAUAAAAAUUUGUCAGAAA